GGGCUCUAGGAAUCACUAAUAAGCCUGAGUCUUUUGAACGCAGAUUUCUUGCCGGGACAAUUAUGCAGCGUUGUUGAUAUUGUUGACAAUGGAGAGAUGUUUUGAAAACAGGGCAGGAACCCAAAGGAAUGUUCUACAAAACUUGUUUUCAGAGGCAGUCGCUCUAUGAAGUUGCUGCCGGUCUCUCCCUAUUACAAGCACGCCACAUCAUGCAGGUGGCAAAUGUUGAUCCAUUAAGGAUCCAACCCCCACCAUACCCUGGUACCCAAGAAACUGUGGUAAUCCACCAGAGUCAGUUUGCCGUGCAGACUGUUGAAGUACCUGUUGUCCAGUAUGCUGUACCUCAGGUUCGGGUGGUGCACCCUGCACCGGCGAGCCUGCUCACAGAUGUUCCCGGACAGGUGACGUGUAUUAAUUGCCAUACUCACGGCAUUACUCGAACCCGUUACAUAAAUGGAGCGCUGACCUGGGUCAUUGCUGGUGUGCUCGGAUUUUUCUGGAGACUCCCGAAUUUUAGUGCCCCUCCCGAAUGGACAACCCUUCUCCCAAAUUUCUCCCGAUUUCCACCCGGACAACAAUAUUGGGGGCGUUCCUUAAAGGCACUGCCUUUAGCGUCCUCUACAACCUGUCGUCACUUCCGCUUUUCCUCCAUACAAACAGCGGGCCGGCCCAGUCACAUAAUAUAUGCGGCUUCUACACACAGGUAUGUGAAUGCAAGGCAUACUUGGUCAACAGCCAUACAGGUCACACUGAGGGUGGCCGUAUAAACAACUUUAACACUCUUACAAAUAUGCGCCACACUGUGAACCCACACCAAAAAUGAAUGACAAACACAUUUCAGGAGAACAUCCGCACCGUAACACAACAUAAACAAAACAGAACAAAUACCCAGAACCCCUUGCAGCAAUAACUCUUCCGGGACGCUACAAUAUAACCCCCCCGCUAUCAACAACCCCCCCGCCCUCCAAUUUAUUUUCAAAUGUAUUAGCCUGUGGAAAAAGUUAAUGUUAAUUUUUACCUCAGAAGGCUGCAAAUAGAAAAGAGACAUUAAAUUGUUUUAUUAAAAUUACAUUUAAUAUGCCUUUAAUGUUUUUUUCGUUUGUUUUUUGAAAGUUGAAUUUGCACUAUUAAGUUAUAUAAGCGUUGUUUGUUCCAUAUUCAGUGUUAAAGCAAAUCAGUGUAGCAAACUGAGCAAUAAUUCUUGAUAUUUUAUUAUUAUUAUUAUUUGAAACUGGAUUUUGCAUGUCACUAUAAAGUUAUGUAAGCCUUGCUUGAGAUGGAACCCUUUUGAUAAAAGUGGUCGAACAAAGUUUUGAUUACUGCUCCGGUUUGGAUUUUAUGCGCCUUCAAAGAACCCCUGCGCAAAGUUUCCUAAAAAAUGUCUUUUUUGCCUCUUUAAACUGUAAUUUGACCCCCUUAAAAUGCUUCAAAGUGCAAGUUAAAGCUCUGUUAUGCAGACCGAAAGCCAUUUAUCAACAACAUCCAGAAUCGCCGAUCUGUAAUUUCACCCCCUUAACAUGCUUCAAAACUCACCAAAUUUUACACACACAUCAGGACUGGCAAAAACUGCCAUCUACUAAAAAACCAAACCCCAAAAAUCAAAAUUGCGCUUAGCGCCCCCUAGGAAAAAAAACAGACAAAACUGCAUGUAACUUCUGUUAGAAAUGUCAUAGAGACAUGGAAUAAAAAACUUCUAUGUAGGUCUGACUAAGAUCGGGACUUGGGACACGGCGGCAACAGCCAAAGGCGGACCCGACCAACGCUGCUUGCAGCUUUAAUUAUUAUUUGAAACUGGAUUUUGCAUGUCACUAUAAAGUUAUGUAAGCCUUGCUUGUUCAAUAUUCAAUGCAAAAGUUGUCCGGGUCCCUUUUAAAAGGUUAAUUUGUUGAACCUUGGCCCGCGGCUUUGUUCAGUUUAAAAUUUUGGCCCACUCUGUAUUUGAGUUCGACACCACUGCUCUACAUAAAUGAUGUGAAAUGUUGUCUUUUUCUGUUUCACUUGUUGUGACUACCUGUUUUCACCUUGUUUUCUGUGUGUGAAACUAUAAUCAUUUUCAUUUUUAUUCUGUUUUGUCAUGAAAUGGGGCGUAUGGAACAGAAUAUUAUUUAAAGAAAUGUUUCUGUAGAUUUGAUAAUACUUAGUCUAUGUUGGAACUGAUUACUAAUGAAAACUGAGGUCCCACUGUGUUAUGUUUUAUGCUGUAAACUACACAACAAUAUAAUAAAAAUAAUGCGAUCUGUG
This is a messenger RNA of Nerophis ophidion (straightnose pipefish), 2241 nucleotides long. Its product is annotated as lipopolysaccharide-induced tumor necrosis factor-alpha factor homolog. The coding region runs from base 129 to 767 and encodes 212 amino acids. Gene Ontology annotation, molecular function: zinc ion binding. NCBI's taxonomy places the organism in Eukaryota, Metazoa, Chordata, Actinopteri, Syngnathiformes, Syngnathidae. The transcript is spliced from 5 exons. The record is from RefSeq and is a predicted model, not a curated record.